GGGGAAAGGGGCGAAAUGAUUCUAUGUCACAUGCCGCGGGGUCUAGUGGGAGGAGUAGUUGCCCCGCGGCCGCCAGGCACUUCCUGUUUCCGGUUCCCGGAGUGGGGCCCAGCGAGGCGCCCGGGGGACCGCCGGCCUCUGACACGAGCUCUGGGCCGCGGGUCUGCGGCUGGCCGCUCGCCAGCCCUGUCUCCCAGCCCGGGCCGGGGUUCACCCGGGGUUUCUGAGCUUUGGCUGCUCCGUUUGCCCGUGACACCACGCAUACCUGCCCCGGAAAGGAUGCUCCCCCUCUGCAGCUGCUGGAGGACUCGGCUGCUCCUGCCGCUGCUCCUGGCUGUGGCCAUCAGAGAAGCAUGGCAGGCAGAAGAAAAAACCUGCGACCUGAUAGGAGAAGAGGGCAAAGAGUCAGAGAAAGAGUUGGCUCUACUGAAGAGGCUGAAGCCACUGUUUAAUAAAAGCUUUGAGAGCACUGUGGGCCAGGGCCCAGACACGUAUAUCUACCUGUUUAGGGUAUGCCGGGAAGCUGGCAACCACACCUCUGGGGCAGGCCUGGUGCAGAUCAACAAAAGUAACGGGAAGGAGACAGUGGUAGGGAGACUCAAUGAGACUCACAUCUUCAAUGGAAGUAAUUGGAUCAUGCUUAUCUAUAAAGGGGGUGAUGAAUACGACAGUCACUGUAGCAUGGAGCAGCGUCGUGCAGUGGUGAUGAUCUCCUGCAAUCUACACACGCUAGCGGACAAUUUUAACCCUGUGUCCGAGGAGCGAAACAAAGUCCAAGAUUGUUUCUACCUCUUUGAGAUGGAUAGCAGCCUGGCCUGCUCCCCAGAGGUCUCCCACCUCAGUGUGGGUUCUGUCUUACUUGUCACGUUUGCAUCACUGGUCGCAGUCUAUAUCAUCGGAGGGUUCUUAUACCAGCGACUGGUGGUGGGAGCCAAGGGAAUGGAGCAGUUCCCCCACUUAGCCUUCUGGCAGGAUCUUGGCAACCUGGUAGCGGAUGGUUGUGACUUUGUGUGCCGUUCUAAACCCCGAAAUGUGCCUGCUGCAUAUCGUGGUGUGGGGGAUGAUCAGCUGGGGGAGGAGUCAGAAGAAAGGGAUGAUCAUUUGUUACCAUCCGAAAUGUGCCUGCUGCAUAUCGUGGUGUGGGGGAUGAUCAGCUGGGGGAGGAGUCAGAAGAAAGGGAUGAUCAUUUGUUACCAAUGUGACUGCACUUUAAAUGUCCAGCUGCUUCUUCAGUCCCCCAGACCAAAGCAUACUCUGCCAGAUUUCUGAAGCAGUCUCCACUCGUCUCUUAUCUCAUCCUUAAUAUUGCUCUUGCUUUCCAGUUUGCUUUUGGUUUGCAUCCUCUUCUUACGAGUAGAAAUGCCUUCCCUUUAUUCCCUAUUUUGUUUUUCCGCCAGAGAGGUGCAGUUGUUAAGACAGCAGUGAUAUAACAGGGCCUGUGACAGUGGAGGCUAUUGCACUGUCUCUUGGUAUCAGAAGAUACAAGGUUGGUUAUAGUGAGCCAAAGGGUGAGGCAGGCUCCCUGACCCUCUUUUUUAAACACAUUUUCACAAGUUUUUGAGACACUGGAUUUCUUUAAUUAAAAAAAAGAGCAAAGAACCGUUAUUUAUACAAGGUGAUUGCUUUCCCACUGUUCCGUCCAUACAGCAGUCUCUAUAAGAAUUGGAAUUCCUGGCUGUUUGGACUACUUUGCAGUGAUUACAUGGUGGCAGUCCAACUACUGCCAUUUGGGCUGAGCCUCGAGAUACACAUUCACUUCUCCCACCUCUGGGAUUGGCACAGGAGGAAUGUGAAAUUCCCCAACUGGAGGAUUAUUUAGGUUACCAUCACAUCACUUGUCAGCACUGAAAUGACUUCGUAGCUGUAACUGGGCCCUGGAUUGGGUUCUUGUGGUUAUCAGUAUAUAGCCAAAAUGCCUAAUCCAGAAGCCAUGUUUUGUAAAGGGAGAUUGAAACUGACCUCCCAUGCUGCAGGGGGUUCCAAAGAGGGGAGGUCUGUUUACUUUGUAGUAGGAUCUCCUUGAUGGCUUUCCUCUCCCCACUGAAGAGUACAGCUGGUCAAGCUUUUCUUCCAAGCUGUUUCCCUCUUACCAGUAUUUCUGAACAUGUUGCACUUUCUUCCCAGGCAUAUUCACUCUCCCUACCCCUACCUGCCCCUGACCCCGUCUUCUGGAAAGGGAAGCAGAAGUGGUACACUUAAGAGGAAGGGCCCUGCCAUCCUCUGCUCUGGGUGUGGAAGGCUGCUGCACCUGUCCCUUCUGGCUCAGGGAAGUACCCUCUUGCCCACAGCAUUUCUGUGCAGAGAGGUCUUUAAUCAUCUGAUGCUUCCAACUUUCUGUUUAGACCAUGUGCACAGAAUCUGGCCUGAUCUUUCUGUAGUAGUGAACUUGGGUCACUGAAGAGUAACAUGGCUCCACUGGACACAAGAGGAAGAAUAGGCAGGGCCCUUUUAAAGCCUUUAGAGAAGAAAAGUGAGAUUAUUUCAUCUUUGAACUUCUAAAUACUAUGGGAGUGAUACUUCUUUUUCUUUCUAAACAGGGAAAUGUUAUAAAUGCAUCUUUUUUGUUAAUUUGUUUGCAUACCUCCCCCACUCGUGUUUUAAAUGAAAAAAAAAACCUACACUUUUUGUACAAAAGCACUUAAAAGAUUUUUUUAAAA
Manis javanica (Malayan pangolin) is the source of this 2657-nucleotide messenger RNA. It is a transcript of the gene M6PR, whose product is annotated as mannose-6-phosphate receptor, cation dependent. Gene Ontology annotation, cellular component: endosome; Golgi apparatus; trans-Golgi network. The record is from RefSeq and is a predicted model, not a curated record. Gene Ontology annotation, biological process: protein targeting to lysosome. Gene Ontology annotation, molecular function: protein domain specific binding. NCBI's taxonomy places the organism in Eukaryota, Metazoa, Chordata, Mammalia, Pholidota, Manidae.